GGGCAUUCGUUUUACCCUCGAAAAUAAAAAUAAAAAUAAAGAAAUAUUGAAACAUAGGGUAAUAGUUCAUAUAGCUACGAAGAUUUUCCUGCAUUGCAACUCCAGAGCUUUUCACUUUUCAGUGGAGACCGUGUUACACAGCACCACUUCAUCUCAUCAAGCUUGUUGUGAUUAUUUUCGUCCGGUUAAGUGACUAAAACUUUAGUGGAGCGAGACAUGGAUACAUCGAUACAGGUGCAGAGGGUUGCAGACAAGCAGGCCGAUGGGAUGGCAAAGGCGGACGCGAAAAGCGUCCGCAAACAGUUAAGAAACAGUACAGGGGAGAAAAUUCCGACCAGUGCAACAGUAGGGAUGAAUAACGAUACCAAAAAUAUUGCAAUUCUUUAUGACCAAAGUCAUGAAUGGUAUGGAAGUGUGUUGAAUUUUUAUCCUUCUGGUAUAAGCCCGGGAAAUUCCGCGCAGUUUGUGAAUACGGUGGAUCCUACAAAUGGUUCUAAGGCCGCGGUGGUGUACACUGGCAAGAUCAAUGAAACUACUGAUUGUGCAUGGCUUUUGGCUUGGUGCGCACCCAUUGGUACGGAACUAGACCCUCCAAACUAUCAGGUAUAUGUUGAAGUUGGCAAACAAGAGAACUACGAGAACAUAGAUUGGGCAGCGAUUGAAGCGAAGCUGAGUAACUCUACCAACUAUAGUAGCUCACAGGACACAGAGACUGGGUGCGUUGCUUCUGCUGACAUUUUCACAGGCAGUAAUAACACUGCAUUAAUUGCUGCACAUUUCAACAUAUAGUGGUCAUUAACAAGUAACAACUACGUUGUUGCCAAUAAUUAGAGCAUAUCUAGAAGUGGAACUAUGACUACCUGAUAUGGUAAUAAAGCAGCAACUAUAUAUUCUUAUGUACAAUUUAUUUCUGAUACAAGAUAAAAUGAUCCUAGUAUCAAACAUAGUACUUCUUAUAUAAUGUUUUUUUUUGACUU
Beta vulgaris subsp. vulgaris (sugar beet) is the source of this 977-nucleotide messenger RNA. Its product is annotated as jasmonate-induced protein homolog. Bases 217 to 789 code for a protein of 190 amino acids. NCBI's taxonomy places the organism in Eukaryota, Viridiplantae, Streptophyta, Magnoliopsida, Caryophyllales, Amaranthaceae. The transcript has 3 exons. The record is from RefSeq and is a predicted model, not a curated record.